Micropterus salmoides (largemouth bass) is the source of this 3113-nucleotide messenger RNA. RefSeq names its product gap junction delta-3 protein-like. The transcript is spliced from 2 exons. Bases 316 to 1179 code for a protein of 287 amino acids. NCBI's taxonomy places the organism in Eukaryota, Metazoa, Chordata, Actinopteri, Centrarchiformes, Centrarchidae. Gene Ontology annotation, biological process: cell communication. Gene Ontology annotation, cellular component: connexin complex. The record is from RefSeq and is a predicted model, not a curated record.
AGUGAGAAGAAUAGAAGUCUGUAUGGACAUGAGCACGACAUUUUGAUUGGACCCAGUUUUUUUUUUUUUUUAUCUGUUUAAACCUUCCUUUGGUUUAUCUCAGGACAUAUGUGUGUGGGCGAAGACAAAGAAGAAAGCAGUACUAGGUCACUUGAACAUGAACCCUAUCACCACUUUAGGCAUGUCACAAUGAGUCAUGAGUUGGAGAUACGUUUUAGUUUCUUUUCUUAACCAGAGAGGGCAUUUGCUCUGAGACAGACAGGAGGAUAACUCUCCACACUUUCAAGGAGCCAUAACCAAGUCGCUGCUGCAAUCAUGGGUGAAUGGAGCUUUCUCGGGGGACUCUUUGAUAACCUCCAAGCCCACUCGCCAAUGCUUGGUCGUUUCUGGCUCUUACUCAUGCUUGUCUUCAGGAUACUGAUCCUGGGAACUGUAGCCAGUGACCUGUUUGAGGAUGAGCAAGAGGAGUUUGCCUGCAACACCCUCCAGCCGGGCUGCAAACAGGUCUGCUACGACCAGGCCUUCCCUAUCUCCCAGUACAGAUUCUGGGUUUUUCACAUUGUCCUCAUCGCCACACCUUCACUGCUUUUUCUCAUGUAUGCAAUGCAUCACCAUAACAAGAGCAACAGCGGCUCCAAAUUCAGCCAGAUAUGCAGCCAGGACUACAGAGAAGACAUACGUUUCAGAAGGCUUUACCUUAUAAAUGUGGCUUUUCGCCUAGCGGCAGAAGUUGGCUUUCUAGUGGGCCAGUGGCUGCUCUACGGCUUCAAGGUGGAGGCCCAGUUCCCCUGCAGCCGCUUUCCUUGCCCCUACACAGUGGACUGCUUCACCUCCCGCCCUGCAGAGAAAACAGUCUUCCUCUGCUUCUACUUCAUUGUAGGGGUGAUAGCAGCGAUUUCCAGCUGUGCGGAGCUUCUCUACAGCUCCUUUAAGUGGUUUUGUUCAAGGAAACCCUUCACACCAGAACACUCCUGCGUCUGCGAGAACCUCCACAACUUCAAGCAUGAGAGAGUUGUGGCAGAGGAGAAACCCAGAGGAAGGACGGUGUCAGAGAACACAUCCAGCAGUGUGAGGCUGAAGGGAGGAUCGCUGAGGAGCAGCGCAAACAGGAAGGUCUCCAGCGUCGGCCACAAGCACAAGGGCGGCAGGUCUUUGGGCAGCAGGACACACGUGGUGUGAGAGCACCUUGAUUCAAACAUGCUGUAAUCACUCAUUUUCAUCUAAAUGUUAUAACAAUCUUAGUAAUUCCUGUAUGCUGUGUCAUGGUUUUAAGGAAAUUACUCAUGUCGUGACAUAUUAAUGAGUGAAGGAGUUUUAAUGAAGGGAUAGUCUUAAGGAAAUGCUUGGGAGACAAUCAGAAGAUCAGGAAAUGAGUAAAGACAAGACAAGGCUGAUGGCUUUGAUGGGGCGGAUGCACUGUUGACUUGUUUGGUCUGAUGAAUCAUUACAGUACAAACAGUUUGGGGAGGGGGCUUUUGGAGCAGACUUGAUACACUGAUUGCAUCUUUGUUUCAAAGAGAACUGAUUGUACACCCCUGUGUGCCACACCCUCCAUCAUGGAAAAAAACACCUUAAAACAACAUUUAGUGCACUCUGUGUUGUUCCAGUUCCAGAUUUGCUUUCUUCCUGAAAGCUCAAGAUUACUCUCAUAUCAUGUCUCUAGAAUGCUAUUACCAGCUAUCACUUAGCUUAGCACAAAGACUUGAAACAGGUGGAAACAGCUGGCCUGACCGUGUCCGAAGCUGAAGGAAUCUGCUUACCAGCACCCAAUACCACAUUAUUAACCUUCUGGUAAAGGGCUGCAGAGAAUAUGGGCCAAACCAAACCUCCAUUUACUAAAAACUUAAUUAAUCAUUAAUUUAUUGUAUUUAUAAUUGCAUUUUUACCCAAAAGAAGUGAUAGACACUGGCGAAAGGGGGUUUUCAUAAUUUUGCAAACCAAAAGUUGUUCCUGUCAAUGGCUCAUAACCGAUCUAUAAAGCAUAAGUAAAUUAAUUCUAUACCAUUAAUAAUGUCAUUAAAAGUUAUAAUUUACAAACCCAUUAGAAAGGAUGCUUUAUUAAAGGGACUAUAAUUAAAAGGUGUACACUAAGAGCAGCUGGAAGCAGGACUGGUUGCUGGGGUUUUUCUUCCACUGUCACAUGACCAUGAAUGAAUGGAUGAAAAGCUGAGCUUAUUUCUGAACCUUUUGUGAGAUCAAUGAUGUUUCAUCUUGAUUUUUUACUUUUUACUAAGCUAGGCUUUUCUUGUUGGCAUUUCAGUAAAAGAUUGUUCUGCUUGUCAUGCUUAUUUUUUAAAGUGCACAUUGUAAAUAGGCCUGCCGGUCAUACAGUAUGUUUCUAAUGAAACGAGCUACGUGGCAUUUUUCAAAUUCCUUCUUGUGCAAGCUGCUGAGCUUGACUCUUGAAGUCAGAUGUUUACACACACCUUAGCCAAAUACAUUUAAAAUCAGUUUUUCACAUUUCUUAACAUUUAUUUCCAAUAAGCAUUCCCUUUCUCAAGUCAGUGAGGAUCACUACUUUAUUUUAAGAAUGUGAAAUGUCAGAAAAACAGUAGAGAGAAUUAUUUAUUUCAGCUUUUGUGUAUGUGGCAGCCUUCUACCAGCUUCUCACAAUAAGUUGAUGGACUUUUCCUCACUCUUCCUGACAGAACUGGUGUAGCUCAGUCAACUUUGUGGGCCUUACUUGCUCACACGCUUUUUCAGUUCUGCCCACAAAUUUUCAGAUGGAUUGAGUUCAGGGCUUUGUGAUGGCCACUCCAAAACCUGCUUUUGUUUUGUUUUUGAUGAUUUUCUGAUUUGGACAAAACUUUGGAAGUAUCCGUGGGGUCACUGUCUAUUUGAAAGACCAAUUUCAAUACCGUAGUUUUCAAGGAUUAUAUCUAUUCCACAUCAACCCUACCAGUACUCAGUAUUUAUAUCAAUACUACAAUUUAUCAUACUGUAAAAUACUGUACAUAUGCACACUCCUUUACAUUUAGAUUUUUAUAUUUUGUUAUAUUUUCUACUUACCUACUUUUUAUUAUUAUUUGUAUUCCUUAUACCUUGGCAUGCAAGUGAGCAAUUUGUAACAAAGAAUUUCCCCUCGGGGAUCAAUAAAGUAUUUCUGAUUCUGA